AUGAAUCGUCCGAGACGAAGAGCGGCGGCUCAAAGGUCUAUGAAUAUUGUGAGAGCACUUUUUUGAAUGUGUUCAGUUGCCGAUUGUCAGAUCAGAAUCGAAUCGAGACGUCGUCGCCGUCUGGUCCGCCCGAUCGGCGGGAGGGCUCAAGUGCACGAGGUCCAUGGUCCGACGUGGAACUUGUUUGCCUAUACCGAAGCGGAACUGUUGAAUGCGAGGGCGAACGGAAUGUGAGUAGAGGGGAGAAUGGACGUUUUGCAACUGCUCGAUGCCUAAGCGGAAUAAAACUGAAAAGUUGCGGAAUGUCUUGUUGCUAAAAUACGCUUGAAUUGUCGCGUACACUCACGGCGCGUUUGUUCGGCAAUAGUCCAGUUGCAAAACGUCCCGAUUCCUCACACAGACCAAUCAGCAUCCUCGUGUUUUUCGUUCGCAACCCUGACGAACCAGCUGUGGAUCCUCAAAACGCCGCCGAACUGGCUCCACAGCUGAUACUUCCCGAAGACCUGUUCGCACGACUUCCCGACCUGUCUGCAAUGGCCGAACGGAACCAUCGGUUCGUGAGGAACUUUUGAAAAAUGUUCGGGGGGUUGUUCAGAGAAAUGGUCAUGUUCAUUUUGAGAAGAAGACGCCGCGGCCGAUUGUGA
Caenorhabditis sp. 36 PRJEB53466 is the source of this 644-nucleotide messenger RNA. Lineage: Eukaryota; Metazoa; Nematoda; Chromadorea; Rhabditida; Rhabditidae. The record is from the annotation of a GenBank genome assembly.